Molecule: messenger RNA, 3449 nt
Organism: Eucalyptus grandis
Lineage: Eukaryota; Viridiplantae; Streptophyta; Magnoliopsida; Myrtales; Myrtaceae
Product: putative receptor-like protein kinase At3g47110
Exons: 2
Coding region: 43-3396 (1117 amino acids)
Biological process (GO): protein phosphorylation
Molecular function (GO): protein binding; ATP binding; protein kinase activity
Source: RefSeq, a predicted model, not a curated record
UUUGGUAUUGAACACGAAGAACACGUCGAAAUUAGCAAACCGAUGCAAUCAAAAGAGACUCUGUUCAUUAUGGAGAAGUUCAUCUUUUUAGCAUUUGUUGAUGUUCUGUUGGCUUCCCUAUUGAUGUUUCAGCCCAUCAUUUGUUCUAGCAACUUCACUGAUCAAGAGGCUCUCCUCCACUUCAAAUCAAAGAUGGAAGUCGACCCGACAAACACCAUCAAAGGUGGCAAUUGGACCGUGGAAGCAAAUUUCUGUGAAUGGAUUGGUGUCGUUUGCAGCAACCGCAGGCACAGAGUCAUAGCUUUAGACCUCUCGCACAUGGAUCUCCAGGGAAGACUCUCUCCCUACCUUGGCAAUCUUUCUCUCCUGGCUUCUCUUGAUCUCCGCAACAACAGUUUUUAUGGCAUGAUUCUAAUAGAAAUUAGUCAUUUACGCCGCUUGAAAGAACUUAUUCUCGAAUCGAACCAGUUCGAAGGGAACAUUCCUCCUAUCUUAACCCAGUGCCAGAAUCUCGAAGUCAUGUCACUUGCGAGGAACAAACUAACGGGUGGUAUACCAAGAGAAUUUGGCACCUUUCCUAAGUUGCAACAACUGAAUUUUAGCUCGAACGACUUACGCGGUCAAAUUCCAAGCUUCCUGGGCAACAUAUCUACAUUGCGAGUCAUUAAACUGGCCAAUGCUACUCUCACAGGUUCGAUUCCUUUAGCACUUUUCAAUAGAUCGCUCACAUGGGUCAAUUUGAAGGAUAAUUAUCUCUCUGGAAGUCUUCCCUCCAAUCUUUGCUACCGCUGGCCUAACAUUCAGAUUCUUAUACUGCGUCAAAAUCAAUUCAGCGGCCUGCUACCAAAGACGCUAACCCAAUGCAAAGAGCUUAUCAUAUUGUGGUUGGCUUACAAUAGUUUUCAGGGAAGCAUUCCUCGAGAUAUAGGCAACCUCCAAAAGCUGCAAUGGCUCUCUUUUUAUGCUAACAACUUGACUGGCACAAUUCCACGAACCAUCGGUAACAUGUCAAGCUUGCAGGAGCUAAGGAUAGGACCUAACUACAUUGAAGGGGAGAUUCCAAGUGAGAUUGGCAAUUUGGUCAAUCUGCAACAAAUGGUCCUUGGGGAAAAUUUGCUAACCGGCCAAGUGCCUCAAGAGGUUUUUAAUAUUUCUUCACUCCGAGUGCUUAUUUUGAUGUACAAUUCCCUCUCUGGAAGCCUUCCCUCAGGUAGAGAUCUAAGCCUUCCGAAUUUGAGAGGUCUAUAUCUAUCAAACAAUGGCUUUGGCGGCAACAUCCCACAGUAUUUCUCGAAUUUUUCGAACCUAAUCUUUUUUGAUGUCGGUUACAAUCAACUCAGUGGACCCAUACCUACGGGUUUGGGCAACUUGAAGAACCUCGAAGCCUUAGUACUUAUAUCUAAUCGGCUAACAAGUGAGACUUACGGUUCGGAGCUUAGUGUUCUCUCUGCUUUAUCUAAUUGUCUGUUUCUGCGACUCUUGGUGUUGGAAGGCAACCCGCUUUGUGGCUCCAUACCAGAAUCUAUCAAGAACUUCUCCAGUUCCCUACAAGUUCUAGUUGCUCCCAAUUGUCAAAUAAGAGGUCGUAUUCCUGAGGAAAUGGGUUUCUUGAAGAGAUUGACUUUGCUAGAGUUGAGCAAUAAUGCUUUAGAUGGCAACAUCCCAUCAUCAAUCGGAGGACUAGAAAGGUUGCAACGGCUGCGUCUUGAUAACAACCAUCUCGAAGGACCGAUCCCCGAUGAGAUAUGCAACUUGAAAGGUUUAGGAGAGUUGCUGCUCCAGCAAAACAGGAUAUCGGGAUCAAUCCCGAAUUGCAUUGAAAACCUUAGCAGCCUUCAAAAUUUUCUCAUAAGCUCGAAUAACAUGACAUCAGUUAUACCAUUUAGUCUGUGGGGCCUUCGAGAACUCAUCUUCCUCAAUCUAUCACUCAAUUCUUUCAAUGGAGGACUGCCACUUGAAAUAGGGAAGAUGAGAGCUAUAAAUAGUAUUGAUCUUUCUUGGAACCGACUUUCUGGUGCCAUACCGAGUUCCAUCCAAGAGCUUGAGAGCCUUGCUUCUCUCAACUUGUCAAGGAACUUGUUUCAAGGAUUGAUACCGCAAUCGAUCUGUCAUCUCAAAGGGUUGGAAUUCCUUGAUCUCUCCUACAAUGAGUUAUCAGGCACGAUACCUAAGUCCUUGGAAGCACUUGCAUUUCUACAAAUUUUGAACUUGUCCUUUAAUAAGCUAUCGGGAGAGAUUCCUAAUGGCGGGCCCUUUGGAAAAUUCUCAGUUCUCUCUUUCAUUGGGAAUGAAGCACUUUGUGGAAAUGCGAUUUUUCAAGUCCCACGUUGCAAGGUAAAUGGAAUGAAAUCAUCAAGGGACAAGCGGCUCCAUAUACUAUACAUUAUUGUGCCAAUCGUAUCAGCUAUAUUUUUAGUCCCUGUCAUUUGCUUAUUUAGGAAGCGUGGGAAUACCAGUAAAAAAGCUUCAGUUUCGAUGGAGAACUUGCCUAGAAUUGACCACCCAAUGAUAUCAUAUCGGGAGCUUUGCUUGGCUACUAACAACUUCAGCGAAAGCAAUUUGCUCGGAGCAGGAAGCUUUAGCUCUGUAUAUAAAGGGACUCUGGCCAAUGGGAUAGACAUCGCGGUCAAAUUACUGAAUCUCCAUAUUGAAGGUGCUCUGAAAAGUUUUGACGCAGAAUGCGAUGCUUUCCGUAUGAUCCGGCACCGCAAUCUCGUCAAAGUGAUCAGCACCUGCACGAACGCCAAUCUGAGAGCUUUAGUGCUGCAAUACGUGCCUUGUGGCAGCUUGGAGAAGUGGAUGUACUCCAACAACUACAACUUGGAUCUCCAUCAGCGAGUGAAGAUAAUGGUCGAUGUCGCAACGGCAAUCGAGUAUCUCCACCAUGGCCAACCAAAGCCCAUUGUGCAUUGCGAUCUGAAGCCUAGCAAUAUUCUUCUAAACGAGGACCUAGUCGCACAAGUCUCUGACUUUGGAAUUGCCAAGAUUUUGGCUGAGAACAAGCUCGAAACACAAACCCAAACUCUCGGCACGAUUGGUUACAUUGCUCCAGAGUAUGGUUCGGAAGGGAAAGUCUCGACAAAAGGAGAUGUAUACAGCUUCGGCAUAUUGUUGUUGGAAGUGAUUACUGGGAAGAAGCCAACCGGUGAAAUGUUCAAUGCGGAUGUCAGCUUGAGGCAAUGGGUAGGUGCAGCAAUUCGAGAGAGAGUGCUUGACAUUGUGGAUAGCAAAAUCCUUCACACGAAACAUGAAGAUCCGGUGCUUUCAAAAUUCCAUAGCAUAGUCUUAUUAAUACUAGAAUUAGGACUAGAAUGUUCAAAGGACUUGCCCGAGGAAAGAAUGGACAUGAAAACUGUCGUGGUUAAGCUCAACAAGAUCAAGUUGUCACUUCCUUAACAAGAAAACAAGGCCGAGAGUAGCUCAGAGAAUUUGAACUUAGCAUUUUCAUA